AAACUUAUUCUUUUAAAAAUUAAGUUAUUUAUUGAGCUCUUGAAUAGGGCCAGCUACUGUGGAAUCUCAGGGAACAAGACUCUGAAGAGCCCAAUAGCAAAAAAAUACACUUACAGGCUCAGUGAUAGAGACAUGAGUACUAUGUGCAAAAGAGGCAAAAACAACAGGCAUGUAACUCAGACAAUGAAGAUUCAAGAAACUUUUUCUCAGGAAGUGACACUAAGCCCAAACUUAGUAUCCUGCUAGUAACUUCUAGUGAAGGUAAGGGCGGGGUGGGAUGCUUCUAAUGAACAGAGGAACAAGAAAGAGACUCCACCCAAAUUAUAAAUAUUUUGCUCUGCUUUGUGGAAAGUGAAUGUCCCUCUUUGCUGGACACACUCGAAAGAGCUGUUUCACAGGGAACAUUCCUUUCUAAAUAUAGAACCUUUAUCACAGGAGUGUGCUAUCCACGAAGCACUUCUGGUCUUAGGAGUUGAUGUUAUAAUUUGGCUUGUAGGUAGAGACAGAAUCCGUGCAAUUUGGGCAUUUCUAAUUAAUAUUCAUCCACAAUUUCAACUGUCAGCGUUAAUUUCAAAUAAUAUCCGACCUACUUAUAAACAGAAUAAAAUCGACUUCACUGCUAAAACACGGUUGAAAUGCAAUCAGAUUAGAGAAUAUAAACACCAGACAAAUAACCCAUGUGAAGACUUGCCCCAACAAACUGCCCAGCACAUAGAAAGUGCUCACAAUUGCAGUUUGCUUUUUUGGUUUUCUUUCUUUCUUUUUUAUUUCUAGUUGGUAAGUUUUAACAAUGAAAUAAAAUUGCACUUUCACAAGUGUUGAAAAAAUAGUGCAUAUAAUUCUUAGCUAGACUUCACCCAGCUCGCCCUAAUGGUAGCAUCCUCUACAACCACAGUUCAAUUAUUAACACUAAGGAAUGAACACUAUACACAAAUACUGAAAACUAAAAUACACAUUUAAGGAUGGCUCAGGGUCCCAAGCCAGGCCUGGCUGGGUAAGCACCACCACCACCUGUGCCCCCAAGGCGCAUAUCGCACACUCUCUGGGCACCCCCUGUCGGAUCUGCGAUGGUGGUGCCAUGCACAGGUUUCCUGACUCCAUAUCCCAACACCUAGGGGCUGUGGACCUCGCUGAGGUCUGUGAGUCCCCAGGGGUGCCAGAAGGGCCAAGCUUUGCGGUGUCAGAGGGGAAAAAGACUAACUGAAACAUAAAUAAAAUUAAAAGAUAUGAAUACAGACAUAAUUAGGAGUUUCCCAGUUUUUCCACUAAGGUCACUUUUCUGCUACAGGAUACAAUUGGAUUAACUAUUGACAAGCUCAUCAUGACUCCUUGGUCUCCUCCUCCAACUUGGUGUCUCAUUCUGUCUUCCCUUGGCCUUCAUGACCUCCAAAGUAUAAAUAAUUGAGGUUAAAUAUCUUCGGGAUUUUUUUUUUCUACUUAUACUAAUUUCUUUACCCAAUACUGGAGUAGGUAACUUGUUUAUGUACCACACAUAAAACACGAUGUUCUAUCAGAUGAAAAAUGGAAGGAAAAUUGGGUAUUCAUGAAGAAAUUAGAGAUAAAUGACUAAACUAGAAAACACUGCAUGUUAUUUGGAUGACAAUUCUAAAAUCAAAAGUAAAAUAAAAAUGAAAGAACUUCUAUGAUCAUGGCAGUAAAAGCAAACAUUCCAAUACUGCACACAUAGCCUCUACAUAAUGUCAAACUUAGCCAUUUAUUUGCAUUUUAUAGGUACCAACACUUCCAAGUAACUUAUGAGUCCAUCCAACCUGAUGAGUAGUGAAGAACUUUUAGGAGCAAAAGGACAUUAUAUAUCCACAAAACUGUAUCACAUGGAUAAUGCUUUCUAAUCCCAUAGCUAAAUACAUUGGAGAGAAUAAAUGGCAAAAUUUAGCUUAACUGAAAACUAGAGAUGGGAGAACAUACAAGAGGUAGAAAAAUAUGGACUGUAAUAUAAAAUGAUUUCAGAAAAAGAAAAUCUUGAGGGGAUCUAUUAUGCACAUAAAAGAGCUGAGAAUUCCUGACUUUUGACGGGACAUAAGGAAGUCAAAGAAGAAAAUGACUAUUCACUGAAUAGAUUGGAUUUUUUUUACACAAUGGCCACACCCUCAUAAUUUCAUACAAGUUUUCUCAGUUCAAGGUCACGUGAGUUGGUGAGAAGUUGAGAAGAACUACAAGUCAGCCAUGAGAAACCGUACAUCAUUAUCUACAUUCAUACUUCUGGGACUGACAGGUGAUCCUCAAAUGCAGCUUCUCAUUUUUAUAUUUCUGUUUGUCUCCUACACGCUGAGUAUAACUGGGAACAUGACCAUCAUUAUACUCACUUUGGUAGAUUCUCGCCUUAAAACUGCCAUGUACUUCUUCCUCAAACACUUCUCCUUUUUAGAAACCUUCUUCACUACAGUCUGCAUCCCCAGGUUCCUAUACAGCUUAUCAACUGGGGACAAAACUAUCUCCUAUAAUGCCUGUAUGGCUCAACUAUUUUUUGUCAUCCUUUUUGGAGCCACAGAAUUUUUUCUCCUGGCCGCCAUGUCCUAUGACCGCUACGUGGCCACCUGCAAACCCUUACAUUAUGCGACCAUCAUGAACAGCAGAGUCUGUGGAUGGCUUGUCAGCUGCUGCUGGAUAGCAGGUUGGUUGGUCAUAUUUCCACCACUGUGCCUGGGCCUAAACCUGGAAUUCUGUGACUCUAAUAUCAUCGAUCAUUUUGCCUGUGAUGCUUCUCCUUUGCUGAAGAUAUCUUGUUCAGACACACAGUUCUUAGAACAGAUGACUAUUGCCCUUGCUGUGCUGACUGACAUCAUGACACUUCUGUGUGUAGUUAUGUCGUAUACCUACAUCAUCAAGACCAUCAUAAAGUUCCCUUCUGCCCAGCAAAAGAUGAAGGCCUUCUCUACCUGCUCUUCUCACUUGAUAGUGGUUUCUAUUACCUUUGGCAGUUGUAUCUUCAUCUAUGUCAAACCUUCAGCAAAGGAUGAUAUCAAAAUUAAUGUGUGUGUCCGUGCUCUCUACUUCAGUUUCCCCCAUGUUAAACCCAUUUAUUUAUACCCUGAGGAACAAGCAAGUGAAACGAGCUUUCACAGACUUAAUCAAAAGAAUUUCAUUGAUCUCAAAGACAUAAAGGAAUGUUGAAAGUCACCAUCAAAUAUAAAUACAAAAAGAGUAGUGCACCUUAAAGUCAUAAUCAUCAAUUCUUUUUUUUUUUUUUUUCUUCUUCUGCCACAUCACACUCUAAGCCUAUGGAAGUUCCCCAGCCAGGCAUUGAAUCCAAGAUUAGCUGCAGCCUACACAACAACUAAGCAAUGCUGGAUCCUUAACUUGCUGCACCACAGCAGGAACUCCAUAAUCUACAAUUCUUAACUAUUUUACCCUGGUCUACUGUCUGUUCAUAUUAAAUGCUCAUAAUACUGUUAGUCCUGAAUCUUGUCUCCCAAAUCAUCAUUUCAAUCCAUGUUAAUAUAAGGAAGUUGAGUCAUUUCAACUUUUGUUGAAAAUAAACUUUCUCCAAGAUAACAUUAUAUAUCAAGAGAGCAUGAAAUUAAAUUUCCAGGAAAAGGGUCUUAAAUUCUAACCUGGCUCUGAUCAAGAAAAGAACAAUUUAAUCAUAUAUCAAAAUAAAAAAAUCAAAUUCUUGAAGUAAUAGGGAAAUAAUGAAGUCAUAGUAGCCAUUGCUUUCUUUAAAACCAAAAAUUCAAAAAGUAUAUAUAUACAAUUACAGUUACUCUCCUCAAGCAAAAAUAAGAUAAGUUUUGAAAAUAUUAACGAGGUAGUUUGAUCAAAACGGAAUAUAUUUUAACACUAUGGGUUUACAAACCGGGAGGUCCACAUCUACCUUGUAAAAAAAAAAUCUUUAAAACCCAACAAUUUAGAGUUGAGAGUGAACCACUGCAUUCUCUCUAGAGUGAAAGAACACAGCCUGUACAUUAAUUCAUCACCCAGGUUGCAGUGAUCUAGUAAAAUCUGCUGAGACAACAAAACCAUCUUUAUGAUGAUAAAGCAAGGCUACUGCCGAAAUACAUAAUACAGUGCGAGUCCUAAAUAUAGCAGCUAAGUGAAGCCAACAGGAGCCAGUUGUGAUUCUGUCUGCUUUGUUCAUGGCUGUACCAUUACCACCUGAAGAGUGCACAGAAUAUAUAAUUGGUUCUCAAUAAAUAUCGACAGAAGUUAAUGGCUGUAUUCCAGAAAAUGUAAAAAGAAAAAAGUGAUAGUGGCUGCAAUACACAAAAGACAACAGAGAAUUCAAUGUGCUUUGGGCUUGUUUAUUGGGAAUUUAUUCUAAUUUUUUGCUUAAGGUUUCAUUCAG
Messenger RNA from Sus scrofa (pig), 4303 nucleotides. The record is from RefSeq and is a predicted model, not a curated record. Lineage: Eukaryota; Metazoa; Chordata; Mammalia; Artiodactyla; Suidae.